This is a messenger RNA of Truncatella angustata, 2059 nucleotides long. RefSeq names its product major facilitator superfamily domain-containing protein. Gene Ontology annotation, cellular component: fungal-type vacuole membrane. Gene Ontology annotation, biological process: transmembrane transport. The record is from RefSeq and is a predicted model, not a curated record. NCBI's taxonomy places the organism in Eukaryota, Fungi, Ascomycota, Sordariomycetes, Amphisphaeriales, Sporocadaceae. The transcript is spliced from 4 exons. Gene Ontology annotation, molecular function: transmembrane transporter activity. Bases 188 to 1732 code for a protein of 514 amino acids.
UUAAUAAUAAUAAUAAUAAUAAAAAGAGCAACGCAGGGAAUUCGGAUAAGCGACCUGGGGUGUCAAAGUCCCAUUGAUUUCUAGGUCGUUCGUAACUCCGACCAAAUCUAGACGAUCCAAGUCGAAGCCCUUCUACGCCCCCCUGUAAUCCGCAAGGAAAUACCAUUGUCCUCCUUCAACGCCGCUUAUGGUCUUUUUAUUUUUUAUUUCUUUUUCAAUUCUUUUACUUUCUAUAAAAGAGUCUAUGCUGGCUGUCUAUGCAGCUUUCCGUCACUUGAAAACUUCUUCAGUCACGAAGCAAUACGAAAAGAACGUCGUCAUGUCUAGACCACAGACCAGCUACGCCUCCUCCACUACCCAAUCGCCGAAUCCAAGUUCGGUCUCUGGUGCCAGAAACCCACAAAAUGCAGACGUGGGUGUGCCCAGGUCCUCGUUUGAACUAGUGCAGAUCAGCGAUGUUGAGGCUGCAGAGAACAGCACUGGAGCUGAGCCACUCAAAUCCAGCGCAGCGUCUGAAUGGGACCCUGCCGCCUUUCCUGAUGGAGGGGUUGAGGCUUGGCUCGUCGUCAUGGGAGCCUUUUCCGCUCUUUUCUGUACCUUUGGCCUGCUGAACUGCAUAGGCGUUUUUCUCCAAUACUAUAUUGAUGGCCCCCUCUCCGGCUACGGCGAAAGCGCCGUGAGCUGGAUCACGUCAGCACAGAUCUUCUUCAUGACCGGCACAGCGUUCAUCUGGGGACGACUCUAUGACAAUUAUGGCCCACGCUGGCUCCUGAUAAUCGGCACUAUUGUGUAUGUCUUCGGGCUGAUGAUGGUAUCACUGUCCAGCAAGUACUACCAAUUCUUUCUUGCCCAAGCUGUCGUUGCCGGCUGCGGCUCAGGGAUCGUCUUUAACGCCUCAUUGUCCCCUAUCGUAACGUGGUUCUACAAGAAGCGUGCUACUGCUUUUGGUAUUGUGGCAUCCGGUUCAUCCGUCGGUGGUGUAGUUCUGCCAAUCAUGUUGGAUCGCUUGACUCAAACAAUUGGCUUUCCUUGGGCGAUUCGUGUUGUCGCUUUCAUGUUUCUCGGACUUUGUGGCAUCACUUGUCUGACUGUAAAGUCUCGCUUGCCACCACGGCCGAAACCAUUCCAUAUCCGGGAUUACUUGAAGCCUUUCCGAGAACCCGCGAUGUGUCUGAACAUGGUCGCUGGGUUCUUCUUUUAUUGGGGCAUGUUUUUACCCUUCAACUACCUCACUUUGCAAGCAACGGCGGCAGGUAUGUCACCAUCGCUUGUUCCCUAUCUGCUAUCGAUUUUGAAUGCUGUCAGUAUUGUCGGCCGGAUCAUCCCCGGAUUCACAGCCGACAAGCUAGGUCGUUUCAAUAGCAUGAUCACCAUCACGGCCUUGUCGGGAAUCGUAACGCUAGCUCUGUGGAUACCCGGCAAGAGCACAGGAGCCAUAAUCGCUUACGGUGUCUUAUUUGGACUUACCUCUGGUGGAUUUGUUUCACUCGUCCCGGCAUGCAUUGCCCAGCUUUCCGAGGUGCAUGAGAUUGGAACCAGAUCCGGAACCACGUUUUUAGUAUCUGGAGUCGGUGCAUUGACAGGCUCUCCGAUCGCUGGAGCGCUAGUCAGCGAUAUGAACGGCGAUUAUCGUGGACUCCAGAUCUUCUGUGGGUGUACCUUACUGGUGGCAACCCUCUUUUACAUCGCGGCGCGGUACGCACAGGCAGGCUUCCGAUACGCGAAGAUAUGAGGCUUGGCUAUCAAACAUACAUGUUUUUAAUUCGUGUCUCUAGAAAUUACAUGUUUAGCUAUUCCUUCACCUUAUUGCGUACUGCUAAUGAAGGUGUUGAAUACAAAUCGGGUGGCCUCGUCCAUCGCGUGGUCGCCGAGGGCGGGCUCGUAUCGGAAAUGGAUCUGUAAUGGGUCUAGACCGAAUGCUAUACUCUGACGUCUAUUAUUGUGGCAAUAUGGAUGACUAUAGAUGACCGCAGUGUACAGGGAGCACUCCGUACACUAAGGCGAUGAGCUCGCGGAUCACCGAACUUGGGAAGUGGUGAUCACGUGACUUAGCCAGUGG